AGAAAAGAGGAACAAUGUUUUAUAUAUAUAAAUAAACAUUUUGUCUAUCCGACAGACAAAAUAUGCAUUUCUUCCUCUAACUUUGCAAUAAAAUAGAAAAUGAAGAUGUCAACCAAGUUACUUAUUUCAUUUUUGAUGGUAAUGCAUUCAACUUUCGUUUUAAGUCAUACAUCUGGUGAUCAGGCGCUAGCUAGUAUAAAACGUUUGGAAAAAUUACACAAAGCCAUAGAAGAAGAAACGAUAGUUCUGAAAAUUCGGGCUUACUCAGUGUUUGGAGAAAGCGAGGAAUCUGAGGACGAGCAUGACGAAUCUCUACAGCACGGAGGAAAUUACGUGCGUUGGGGAAGAACAACGUGUCCUGGCACUUCAUGGACAAUAUAUAAAGGAUACGCUGGUGGAUCUUUCUAUACAGAUACUGGUGCCGCAGCUAAUUCUUUGUGUCUACCUAAAGAUCCUCAAUGGAGCGAGAAGGCGAUGAAAAUAGAAAAAAAGCAUGUUAGUGUCGCCUUUGUUUACGGGUCAGAAUAUCUACUAGGUACCGAAAAUAAAGGAUUUUUUGGAGAUAAAAUCGGUCCAGAUGGAUAUGAUGUGCCAUGUACUGUUUGCGGGGUAGAACGUGCAAACAUUUUGAUGAUUCCUGGAAGGACUUCGUGUUAUGUCGGCUGGAAAACAGAAUACACUGGUUAUCUUGUAGCCGGGCAUCCAAGACAUUCUGCGACAUCUGAAUACAUUUGCCUUGAUGAAAAUCCGGAAGGUAUAGGAGAUCCCCAUAAUGCGAACGGAAAGCUAUUCUACUUGACAGCAGUAGGCAAAUGUGGUUCUUUACCGUGUCCACCAUAUGUUGAUGGGAGACUAUUAUCAUGCGUGGUUUGCACGAAGUAGAUGGUUUAUAUUCUACACUACCAUCGGUUGGGCAAUAAUGUAAAAUUAACAAUGCUAUUGAUAGACUAAUACAAUAAAAUCUUUGUAAAGCUCUAAUACUUUUGCAUAUCGACUAUAAAGUUUGUGUUUGAAACUUGAAGAAGAAGAAGAUGAGAUGAAGAUAAAGAAGAAGAAAAAACACUUCCGAAAUACCUGUAUAGAUGGAAUAUGUUUGUAUAUUUUCUUUUCAGCAAUUAAAUGGCGCAUUCACAAAAUCAUCGCUAAACAGAUAAGACCUCUAAACCACAGUAUAUUUUGCACCGGAAAUUUUAUUUUGUUUAUGCACAAGAUCCACGUGUGUUAUAAAUAAUAGUCAUUUUAUGUUACAUCUCAUUCAAGGUUCCACCACAUGAUUUCUUUCUUAUAAAUUUAUUAAGCAGUUUUAUUUCAAAAUCGAUAACUGUGAUCACUUUAAGCCGUAUGCUUCAACUCAUGGGAGCACCUGUAAAUCUUUUUAUCACAUAAUCCAAGCAAGCGGUUAACCAUAUCCCUUUACAUCUGUUCUGUAAGGGCUGGUUAGCUAACAUACUAGUUCUUUCUUGCCACAACAGCUUCUGGUGCUGAUCCAGAUUAGUUUUAACAUAUUUAUUUUAGCUCGAUUGCGAAACAAGUUCUUGCAACUUAUUUUAAUCACUUUCGAAUCCGCUUCCUUAAACCAACCAGUAUUAGUGUCAUAUGAAGAAACAUGGUCGUAACCCGGGUAGGGCUCAAACCCAUGAUCAGACUCCUUAACCACUAGACAACCGCUCGUCUGAUCUAGAUUUUUUAAUCGGGGGGGGGGGGGGGAAGAGUGAGUGGAAGGGGAAUGGAUUGAAUGAAGGGUCGCACAAAUUUAACAAGGAGCAAAAUAGUUUUGAGGGGGUUUACAUUUAUUUUGUUUUCCAAAGGAGUUUCUUUUGGCGAAUACUCACUAAUUUUGUGUGUGUUUUUUAUUCAUAAAAACGUAUUUUGAUAUCCAACUCUAAGAGGCGUUUGACAUACUACCCAAACAAAGUCACAUGGCGUAUGCUCUGUAACCUUAUCCUCACCUCCCUCCUCUUAAUUUGCGCAUGAGCGAGCGCUUUUUAAAAUUGUGUCUAUGUUUAAGAGGCUGUCAGACAGGUUAUGGAUCAACUGUAAACUAAUUUAUAUUUAAGAGUUCAUAAUGAGGUGUGAGGAGGUUUAGUGAUUUAUUCUCAUAAAAUUACUUCUCUUCCGUAAUCACUUUAAGACAUUUGUUUGAGCGAAACAUGUCUUACAUCUGAAAAAGAACACUAUUAUUUAUGUCAGUCCAUUUAUUAUUAUUGUAUUAUUAAUAAAAUGUUAUUAAGUCAAGGUUAUAUGGUAGACCAUAUUUCAAUGAAAAAUUCUUUUGUAGAAUUAUGCCCAAUCAUAAAAUGUAUUGACAGUGUAAAAUUAAUAUUGUUCACAUGUAAAUUAUAAAUGUGGUGAAUAUGUAUAUUUAAACUUGUUUUUAUUGAAAAAUAUAAGUGUUAUUUGUUCCUAUCUUAACUUGAACUCUUUACAAAUAAAAC
This is a messenger RNA of Ruditapes philippinarum (Manila clam), 2435 nucleotides long. RefSeq lists its product as uncharacterized. Lineage: Eukaryota; Metazoa; Mollusca; Bivalvia; Venerida; Veneridae. The record is from RefSeq and is a predicted model, not a curated record. The coding region runs from base 100 to 882 and encodes 260 amino acids. The transcript is spliced from 3 exons.